GCGUCACAACAUUCAAGGUCCAACACCCCAACGCCCCGACGACGACCCCCCAGGACUGCCCUUUUGCCUUUGGCGUUGAUAUACACGACUGAAUUGCUUCGAGACGACAUGCUCAGCUAACCUAGACGACACUUGACCUUUACCCGGAACGCGACUGCCAGCACCGCGACGCGCCCAACCACCCGCACUUACUUCUAUCUUUCACACUUUCGCCAUGGCUGCCCGCACAAAGGCACCCACUGUAGGGUCCGCUGGAUGGAUCCUCGAGGAGCGCCAUCAAUCCAACACGCUUGUAUCCCAGGAAUUGGAGGAUUUUGGCUUCUCUGUGCGCAAUGAGCUGGAAUGGCUCAACGAGCAUAUGUUCGACAUUUUGGCCAGCGAUAGACCACACAACCUCGAUGUCUUCAAGACGCCCGGCAAAUUACGCGGCAAGACGCCUCGCACCGCGCGAAAGAAGGCGGUCGAUCGCCAGCCUCUUGCCAGCAUAAAGUCUGCCAACGCGCAGAAACGCACAAGCGCCGCCGAAGAGAGUCUACGAAAUGUCAAGGCUAGAUUCCAGAUCGCCGAAGACGCAGAGAACACGGUUCGACAAUCGCCUACCGUCGCCCGCACGCCCAUCGCGCGACAGCUGUUUACUAAGCCCGAGAGCGCCGGCAAGGAGAAUGUCGACACUAGCUUCCAAGCGAAUGUAUUCGAGAAGCGCCCAGCACAGCCUCUUGCACCAGCAUGGAACCCUGUCCAGUCCUCGCAAGAGACAGUAAUGACUUCAGAAGCCAGCGAGGUCUUCUCACCGCCACAGAGCUUCUCAACACAACCCACACAGCCCACUCAAUCCUUCCGUCAUUCGAUACACGAUAAGGAAGAAGACCGCGACACAGGCGAUUCUUUCGUCUCAGCGAACGAGGCUUUCGCGAGCAAGAAUGCCUCGCGAGAAGCUUCGCGCGCGAAGGAUGCGGACGCGGAUGCGAUGGAAGUGGAUGACGAAUACAAGGCUGACCGCUCGCGAUCUGAUGCCGACGGUACCAUGAUUCACCAUGACCUUUCUGACGCGGAAGAUCACAGCAUGGAGGAUAUGGAGGACUUCCCGGAGCCACCACGCAUGGUGUCGGAGCAGUACAGUAUUUCUGCAGAGACGCACGACGCGCUUGACAGCGCGAACCACCGCACUCUGGCGCCUGAGCCGAAGAACAUCUACGCGCCCGACCAUUCAACAACGCCUUCAGGCCCGCCGCCUGCGUCGCCAGAAGUCGAACACAACGACACUCUCAUUCAUCACGAUAUCGACGAUCAAAUGGAUAUGGACGAUGAUGUGCGCUCACCCUCGGACAACUCCAGCCCCGUAAAGCCGCUUGUUAGGAAAAGCAGUCUUACCUUUGCCUCCCUUCCCGCACGCGAGCCGUUGCUCCCGAAGAAGAGCAUGGGCAACCGAGUGUCGCGCAUUAGUCACAUUGACCAGAGCAAAGCCCGCAACAGCCACAUGGGCAGAUUUACAGGAGGAAAGAGCCUGGGAGGCUCGCAGCUUGCGCAUCCUGCGGAGAUACAACACGCCGAUGACUCGGACGUGGAUAUGGAACGCCCGGAGCUUCAGCGAGAGGAGUCGGAGACAACGAAAGUUCACAACAAGACCUCCACCCAGCGUCUGUUUGAACGAAUCAACAUGCUCAAGCAGCAGAACGAAGCGCCGAAACGCAUUAGCCAAAACAUCACAUCUGCGCAGUCGCAGCCUCAGGAACCCACACAAGCAAAGGAAGAAGUCGCACCUGUACAGACUUCACAGCCGACGUACCCGAGUCUCCCAGCACCCGCACCCGCACAAGAGGACGACGACGAUGACGACUGGAUCUCGCCGGUUCGGACAGCAGCAGUCGCACCCAAGGUCGCCAGGCCUGCUUUUAACAAGAGCCAUACUGCUGACGUCCAGGCCUCUCCGGCUAGGCAUGUGCCGCCGAAGCUCACUUCAGUCUCAAAUCCGGAUCUCACAGCAGUUGCUGAAUCAACCACGCCGGUUGGCUCUCCGACUACAUUCCGCGCAGCGAAAGAGAAGCUCAUCGGAUCGAGUGCUACCAGCGCUCAGGUGAAGAUGGAUGCACUCAAGGAGAGCCCUGCCAGGCCCAAGUUUCCCUCUUCAGAUCCAUCAGAAGAUGCCCUAAGCAGCCCCAAGCGCGCAGAGAGACCGGCUACCAUCUUCACUCAUAUGCGCUCACCUUCCAAGGACUCUAUCAAGUCCGGUAAGAGUGCUACCAUGCCUGGUAGCCCACUCAAGGGAGACGGCCGACGGACUCGCAGCUCCACGGAACGCGAGAAGCAGAAAGAGAAGGAUGCGAGAGAGAAGGAAAUGAGAGAGACUAAGCAACAACAGCGUGCUGAGGACAAGCUCAGGCAGAUGCGUGAAAAGGAACAAAGCAAGGCUGCUGCACAUGCCCAGAAGGCCAGAGCUAUGGGCGCAAAGACACCGACCGCUAUGUCGUCGCAAUCAAGCCUUAGGCAACCUACUGCAUCGGCUGCGAGCAAGACACCAGCACAAGCAGCACCACAACAGCCCGUGUCUCGACCUGGUAUCCCUCGAUCAAAUACUGCUUCAUCCAGAGAGCAAGAUGUGGACUCCGGCGACGAAAUGCCACCCCCACCACCUCCAAAGAGCCUGCUGCCUACCACUAAGACAUCGAAGGCACCUCUUCGGGAGCCUAGGAAACUUGCCAAACCAUCAAGCAAGGACGCUAUUACAAAGGCGAAGGCACCCCAGAAGAUUAUGGUCAACCUCAAGAGCAGCCAGUACGGACAAGCACCUCCCCCUGCUGCUCGUCCGGCUCCGUCGUCUAGCAAACCUCUCCCGUCGGCCCCUCAGAACCUGGGGAAGUCUGUAGGACCUUCGUCAAGACCUCCUACAGCCGCAGCAAACCGCCCUGCCUCAGCUCUGUCUACUAAGUCUGCACCCGGAACCAAGUCCGCACGGCCUAUCUCUAAGCCUCCCGCACCUCAAGCCGCCCGCCCGCAAUCUGUUGUUGAGAAGCCCAAGGCUUCAACGUCUCAACCACCGCGCUCUGAUCUUGGAGCUGCUCGACCUAUAUCCCGCCUGCAGACGGUUCAGGAUGCGAACCGCAUCAACAUUCCUCCUGUUAACCCUGCAAAGCCUCCGCCCAAGCGACAGUUCCCAGGCGAGAGCGAUGAGACCCUCCAUCGCCCGGCCAAAAGACCUUCGCAACAGGCGAAGAACCUCAACCCGACUACUCCGGCGCAUGCUCAGUUUGCGAAGGGCAAGAUUCCAUUCGCCGAGUCCGCGUACCAACCCCAAUCUCAGGCACCCACAAUACAGUACCCCAACGGAGACGACAUCAAGCUGCCUGAGAUCAUGACCGACUCGGAAGACGAAGACUCCGAGAACGAGUUCGAGCAGCCUAGUUGGGUUAACACCCCCAACCUCCGCGAGAUGCUAAGCAAUCAACAGCUCAUGGACCCCGAGCACAUCUUCGGACCCAUUGCUCCUUUGGAGAUGGAAAAGGUCUUCCCCAACAAAGAGCGCCACAAGCGUUUCCGCGAGCGUACCAGCAGCGCCUACUGGGCCAACGAUGAAGUCACAGCCGAAGAGAAGCGCAAGGAGCGCGAGGCAAGAGAACGCCUCGUCCGCGAUGGUGGUUGGACAUACAACCCCUCGCCUCUUCCCAAACAAUCCGGCUCAUCCCGUUAAGACCAUCACGACGGCAUAUUUGGGGUGUUAUUACAUUCUUCACCCCUGGUACAUGCUUCCAUCCAUAACGAGCAUGUUGAGGCGUAAACUUGUGUAUUGUGUAAAUAUUAUAUCGGGCGUAGCAUCACGACCGCAUGAAGCGCAUGAAGAGGCAGAGCGAGUGUGCUUCAAAGGGUUAUUGUCAUUGUUUUUAUAAGGUGUUUUGAAGGAUGGUAUGGACGAGCUUCGGCCCCGAUUGAGUGGCUGGCUAUGAUUGCUUCGUGUUUUGAAUGGCGGUUUUUGUCUUCCUUACUUUCUUCUGAGAUAAUCUUUUGUGUAGUGAUGGUCAAUGAUGAGACUAUUGUCAUGUUCAUAUUU
This is a messenger RNA of Alternaria rosae, 4042 nucleotides long. RefSeq lists its product as uncharacterized. Bases 215 to 3685 code for a protein of 1156 amino acids. The record is from RefSeq and is a predicted model, not a curated record. NCBI's taxonomy places the organism in Eukaryota, Fungi, Ascomycota, Dothideomycetes, Pleosporales, Pleosporaceae. The transcript has 4 exons.